Ambispora leptoticha is the source of this 225-nucleotide messenger RNA. Lineage: Eukaryota; Fungi; Glomeromycota; Glomeromycetes; Archaeosporales; Ambisporaceae. The record is from the annotation of a GenBank genome assembly.
AGUUCAGUUUACCAAACAAAAUAAUCAACGAUGUAAAACUGCAAAAAUUUCGGUUUCCUGUUCCUGAUUUCGAAAAGUUGUCUCGAGAAACACCGCCACAAGAGUUUAGUCUUCCAGCGGAUUAUAACACGAUUAAGAGAAGAAAGGCCGUUUUAUCGAACGGUGACCCUGGUUCUCUUUUUUUUGACGAGAAUUCGGGAGUUCGUCGUAGUAAAAGAAAUCGGU